Molecule: messenger RNA, 2373 nt
Organism: Tachysurus vachellii
Lineage: Eukaryota; Metazoa; Chordata; Actinopteri; Siluriformes; Bagridae
Product: choline transporter-like protein 4
Exons: 22
Coding region: 1-2136 (711 amino acids)
Biological process (GO): thiamine pyrophosphate transmembrane transport; choline transport
Cellular component (GO): plasma membrane
Molecular function (GO): thiamine pyrophosphate transmembrane transporter activity
Source: RefSeq, a predicted model, not a curated record
AUGAAGAAAACACAGAAAAGAAACACAAACAAAAUCUAUGGGGAAUUGACCCCAUAUGACCCAACAUUCAGUGGCCCUGUUCAUAAAAGGUCCUUUACAGAUGUCUUAUGUUGCUUGAUUUUUGUUGCCACUAUGGUCGGCUAUGUAAUCCUUGGUGGUGCAGCUUGGCUUUAUGGAAAUCCACAAUACAUCAUCAAGCAGCAAAACUCUGCUGGAGCAUUUUGUGGAAUUGGACCCGACGUCAAUAAACCCAAUCUGUUUUACUUCGACGUGCUGAAGUGUGCCUCAGCAGUCGACAUAUCUGCUGCAACAUUCAAAGGCCUUCAGUGCCCAACGACUCAGGUGUGCAUUAAGAAAUGUCCCUCAGCAUUUUGGUUUUUGCCGCCGAACGCAUUCGUUGAAGGGGCAAAACCGAGUGAUUUCUUCCAGCAGGAGUUCUGUGUCCCCACUUUGGACCUCACCCAGACCACAUUUACGGUACAAGACAUACUAGACAAAGAUCUGUGCCCGGCAUAUUAUACGCCAAGCACACCAGUUCGGAGAAAAUGUCUGCCCAGUUUCGAUCCAAAAGAUGUUCCACCGGACUUCACUGUCCACGGAUCAACUUUGAAUAACGAGACAAUAAAGGUCCUAAUGGACACUUCAAGCUCUCUCAGGACAGGCUUUGAUGCCAAAUCCAAGACGGUCAGGGUCAUCGAGGACCUCGCCAUUUCCUGUGGUCUGGGGAUUGCACUGGCAGUAAGUAUGGUGCUGCUCCUGCUGAUGCGAUGCUGUGUGUCUUGGGUGGUCAUACUUACAUGUGCUGGUCUUCUGUCACUGGGAGCAUACGGCAUUUACCAUUGUAACCAGCAGUAUAAGAAACACGUGAACUCACAGAUCAGACUUGGUGACCUCAGUCUUAAGUCCGAGCUGUCAGACUAUCUUAAAGUGAAGGAGAUCUGGCUGGCUUGCUUGGUGAUUGUAUGCCUGCUGGAGUUUAUUCUGGUGAUGGUGUUUAUAUCAUGUUUGAGAAAAGGUCUCUCAGCAGCACUGGCAAUGAUGAAGGAGGUCAGCAAGGCGAUGGGUGUACUAUCAUCUACAAUGGCAUACCCAUUGUUCACUUUUCUGCUGGUCAUGCUCUGUACGACCUUCUUCACAGUGACUAACGUAAAUCUGAUGACUUCUGGUCAGCCAGUAUAUAAAACAGUUGCGCUGAACAUCUCGAAUGCAGAAUGUACUGCAAUCACCGGCGUAGAAAAAUGUGUCCCAGAGACUUUUAAGGCAUCAGACUACCCAAACUGUCCUGUGCGAUGUGUAUUUGUUCAUUAUGAUGAGGAAGAAGGGUUUUUCCAAAGACAUGCUCAAAAUUUACAGAUUUAUAACUUGCUGGCGUGUCUUUGGUGCCUUUAUUUCAUCAUCACGCUGGGCCAAUGCAUAAUAGCAAGGACCUUCAGCAGCUACUAUUGGUCAUUGAGCAAACCGCACAACAUCCGCCGAUCUAGUCUGUAUAAGGCAUUCUGCCAGACGUUAAGGUACCAUACUGGCUCCAUGGCGUUUGGCGCUAUCUUCGUCAACAUGUUCCAGGGCGUCCGGAUCAUCCUGGAAUAUCUCAAAAACAAGACCGAAGGUGGACGAUGUUGUUGCUCUUGCUUCCCUAUAAAUAUUCUGCUCAAAGGUUGCAUUUAUGUCUUUGAUAAAGUCCUAAAGUAUUUUACCCGAAACACCUACAUAAUGAUCACAACUUACGGGGAUAAUUUCUUCAUUUCGGCAAAUAAUGUUUACAUGCUCUGCGGGAGGAACAAGGGCCGGGUGCUGAAGGUGGACUGGAUCACGGACUUGCUACUGUUCUUUGGCAGACUGCUGGUGGUCGGAGCGAUGGGUGUUUUGGCCUGCUACUUCUUCAAUGGAGAUAUGUCAGUGACAGCUGACGUCUUUCAGGCGAAGUUGCUGAACUUUUCCUGGCUGCCUGUUACUUUGGUGAUGGUGGGAACCUACUUCAUCGCUCAGGGAUGCUUCAGCGUGUACAGCAUGGGAGUUGACACGUUCAUCCUCUGCGUCAUAGAUGAUUUGGAGCGCAAUGAUGGGACUCUGCAGAGACCCUACAUGUCAAGGACCUUAAUGCAGCUCCUACAACAGCAGAAUGACUCCGUUCUUUGAAAACAAACAAAAAAUAUAUAUAUAUAUAGUAGCGACUUGCACUGUGAGGUGGGACGCAAGAACAAGGCAGGAAGCAGAUGGAAAAUUUACAGCUCUUAUUAAUUUUACGGGUGAACACAGCAGUGCAGAGUGUGGAGAAAAGCAGAAGGUGCAGUGGUGCCGUGAUCCCUGCUCGGGGAAGAGUGGGGGUAAAGAGUGAGGCAUCAACACAGGAGCGGGGCUUGGCUGGCAGAUAGA